UAUAUAGGUAUAGGUAUACUCAUGGCUGAACAACAUCUUUUGUCCACAGAAAUAGUUAACCGUGGAGUCGAGCCAUCUGGUCCUGAUGCCGGGUCCAUGACUUUUUCAGUCAGUGUCCGGCAGCGGUUACCGGACUUCCUCCAAUCAGUAAAACUUAAGUAUGUUAAGCUUGGAUAUCAUUACCUUAUUAGUCACGGAAUCUAUUUAGCGACUGUACUCCCGGUAGUUGUGUUGGUGUUUGCCGUCGAGUUUGGAAGGUUAAGCAAGGAGGAACUGUGGCGAAAAAUUGGGGACAACGCUGGUGGCAAUUACAACUUUGUCGCGCUUUUAACGUUUUUUGUUGUUCUUAUUUUUACUCUUACAUUUCAUUUCUUGUCUCGCCCAAUACCUAUUUAUUUGAUCGAUUUCGCCUGCUUCAAACCCGAUGAUGAUCUUAAGGUGACUAAGGAGGAAUUUAUUGAGCUAGCAAGAAAGUCAGGGAAAUUUGAUGAAGCAAGCCUUGAAUUCCAAAAGAAGAUAGUUGAAUCAUCCGGUAUUGGAGACGAAACCUACGUCCCAAAAUCAAUUGGGUCACCAGAAAAAAUCUCCACAAUGAAAGAAGGGAGAGCAGAGGCUUCAAUGGUGAUAUUUGGAGCACUAGACGAGCUAUUCGAGAAGACCAGAAUUCGUCCUAAGGAUGUAGGGAUACUUGUCGUAAAUUGCAGCAUUUUUAACCCAACCCCAUCGUUGUCUGCAAUGAUCAUAAACCAUUACAAAAUGAGAGGAAACAUUUUGAGCUUUAACUUGGGUGGGAUGGGGUGUAGUGCGGGGAUUAUUGGGGUCGACUUGGCUCGAGACAUGCUUGAGGCAAACCCAAAUAAUGUGGCGGUGGUAGUGAGUACGGAAAUGGUGGGAUAUAAUUGGUACCCUGGUCGAAACAGAUCCAUGCUCAUCCCUAAUUGUUUUUUUAGAAUGGGUUGCUCGGCUGUCCUGAUGUCUAAUAGACGUCGUGACAAUUACCGAGCUAAGUACAAGCUUGAACACAUUGUUAGAACACAUAAAGGUGCCAAGGAUUCGAGCUUUAGAAGUGUGUAUCAAGAAGAAGAUGAACAAGGAUUCAAAGGGUUGAAAAUUAGUAAAGAUUUAGUUGAGAUUGGUGGUGAUGCCAUUAAGACCAAUAUCACCACAUUAAGUCCCUUAGUCCUGCCUAUUUCGGAGCAAGUAUACUUCUUUUCCACCCUUAUUAAGAGGUACUUUUCUGGCUCCAAGAAAACCAAAGGCAGUGGCGCGACCACGUCCAUAAACUCAUCUCAUCCGGUGGCACGACAACAAAUUAACCAAAUCGGGUCACCGUCAUCCUCCGCAACGAAGCCCUACAUUCCGGACUACAAGCUAGCAUUCGAACAUUUUUGCAUUCACGCAACCAGCAAGACAGUGGUGAACGAGCUACAACGCAACUUGGGUCUUAGCGACACAAACAUAGAACCAUCUGUAGCCACCCUUCACCGGUUUGGAAAUACUUCCUCUAGUAGCAUUUGGUACGAGCUAGCGUACCUUGAGGCAAAGGGUCGAGUGAAACGUGGAGACCGAGUUUGGCAACUCACUUUUGGGUCGGGUUUCAAAUGUAAUAGUGCUGUUUGGAAGUCUGUUCGACAUAUAAAACCUCCAACAAGCAACAACCCUUGGCUUGAUUGCAUUGAUGGGUAUCCAUUGAUGGCUCUUUCUCAACCUACUAAUUAAGCCCGAGCCCUCAACACUUUCAUUGAUUUACUAAAUAUUUGCUACCUAACUUGUUGAAAUAAUAAAGGUUUAAUUAAGCUAGCUCUUUUGGAAAGAAGAAGAAAUUAAUUUAAAACCGUGAUGUAUUUAUUAUGAAUUCUAGAAUUGAAUCCUAGGAUUAAUUUGAUGUAUGUAGGAGUUUAUUAUUGACUUAAAAUAGCACCUAUAUAUAGACGUUUUACUAGAAUUUGUGGGCUCUUUGUAGGGGACUAGGGGAUGUAUUACCAUAUGUUAAAGCAUUUUUAUAUAGUUCAAAAUGAAUAAAGAUCCUAUAGUGUUUUGGUUUUUGUUUAAA
This is a messenger RNA of Erigeron canadensis, 2053 nucleotides long. RefSeq names its product 3-ketoacyl-CoA synthase 10-like. Gene Ontology annotation, cellular component: membrane. The record is from RefSeq and is a predicted model, not a curated record. The transcript has 3 exons. Gene Ontology annotation, molecular function: acyltransferase activity, transferring groups other than amino-acyl groups. Gene Ontology annotation, biological process: fatty acid biosynthetic process. Lineage: Eukaryota; Viridiplantae; Streptophyta; Magnoliopsida; Asterales; Asteraceae. Bases 22 to 1719 code for a protein of 565 amino acids.